AUGUAUCAACUCAGUUUGGCAUCUUUACUAUCACUUGUCUUGUCCGUUGUGGCAGGAUCUCAAUCAUCAUUAGCAAUCGACCCCUCACAAUGGCUCAACGCCCGUGGUAAAGCAGACUCGCUGAUCUCCAAGAUGACACUGGAGGAAAAGUCCUCGAUGGUGACAGGCACCUUUGACGGCACAUGCAUCGAGUACAUCGCGCCCAUCAAACGUGUUGGCUUCGGCGGUCUUUGCAUCCAAGACGGACCCAUUGGUCUUCGCCUCGGCGAUCUAGUCAGUGUCUUUCCAUCCGGCGUUACUACCGCUGCGACGUGGGACAGGCAGCUGAUGGCGCUGAGGGGAGAGGCAAUGGCGGAAGAAUUCAAAGCAAAGGGUGCCCACGUGAUUCUUGGACCCGUUGCAGGAGCCCUGGGAAGAAGUCCAUAUGGCGGUCGCAACUGGGAGGGCUUCUCGCCAGAUCCGUACCUAACCGGCAUCGCCAUGGAUGAAACAAUUCGGGCAAUCCAAGACACCGGUGUCCAGGCUACAGCCAAGCAUCUCGUUGGCAACGAGCAAGAAACGCAGCGCAAGGCCACACUCAUCAACGGAAAGAUGGUGGACGCAGUAUCCUCCAACAUUGACGAUCGCACCAUGCACGAGCUGUACAUGUGGCCCUUUGCAGACGCCGUUCACGCUGGUGUGUCAUCAGUCAUGUGCGGCUACAACCGGGUCAACGAGACUUAUAGCUGCGAGAACAAGUACCUGAUCAAUAACCUCUUGAAGAAAGAGCUUGGUUUUGAGGGUUAUAUCAUGUCGGACUUUCUGGCCACGCCGCCUGGACUUGGUCCCGUCAAGGCAGGGCUUGAUAUGAACCAGCCCGGACCUAUAAAUCCACUUUCCCCCGAUGAGACGUACUGGGGCGACAAUCUCGUUGCGUGUGUCAAGAACAAGACACUCUCAGAGUCGGAUCUCGAUGGAAUGGUGCGCCGCAUCUUGACGCCUUACUUCUAUCUCGGUCAAGACAAAGACUACCCAUCUGUGGACCCAUCGUCUCGGCCUCUCGUCUACAACGGCUUCGGGUAUCCUUAUCCAGGCCCUUCUCCAGUUGGCCGCGAUGUCCGCGGCAACCAUUCAGCGCUCAUCCGUGAGAUCGCCGCGGCCGGAACAGUCUUGCUCAAGAAUCAAGAUUCCAUUCUUCCUCUCAACAAGUCCCUCACCAACAUCGGUCUCUUUAGUAACGAUGCUGCUGAUCCCUCCGUCGGUACCCUCUUGAGCGACCACGCUGGCAUCGACAUCGGUACUCUUAUCUCCGGUGGCGGUUCAGGAAGUGGUCGACCAAGCUACGUUAUCAGUCCCUUGGACGCGUUCAAGUCUUACGCGAAAGACAACGGCAAGCGGCUCCAGUACGUCACCAACAAUACUGCUAUUCUCAGCAUUAUGCCUGGUCUGUACCCUUGGCCAGAGGUUUGCAUCGUCUUCCUCAAAUCUUUCGCCACCGAGGGCUUUGAUCGUAAGACUCUUGUGGCAGAUGACAACUCAGUCCAAGUCGUCAAUAGUAUUGCAUCACGCUGCCCUCGCCGCACCGUCGUAGUCACUCACUCUGGAGGGCCGGACGUGAUGCCGUGGGCGACGAACCCUAAUGUUAGCGCUAUUGUCGCUGCGCAUUACCCGGGCCAGGAAUCGGGCAAUUCUAUCCUGGACGUCUUGACCGGAAAGGUCAAUCCCUCUGGCAAACUCCCAUAUACCAUUGCGAAGAAAGAGGAGGACUACAACGGAAAGAUCACCAACAUCACUGGCUCCGCAGCUGAAGACGCUUCGAAUUGGCAAAGUGACUUUAGUGAGGGCCUGUUCAUUGACUAUCGACACUUCGACAACAAGGGCCUAGAGCCUCUCUAUGAAUUUGGCUACGGUCUCAGCUACACCACCUUUGAACUAUCCUCCAACCUCGUCGUCUCCUCAGCAAACAAGAUCUCCGUCCGCGCAUCCCCCUCCAACGCUACACUCGCCCUAGGCGGUAACCCUCACCUCUGGGAAACCGUCAUCAAGUGCCACGUCGAGGUAUCCAACACUGGCCGGGUUGCAGGCGCUACAGUCAUCCAGCUGUAUGCUUCUUUGCCCAAGAACAAUAUACCAGCCAAUAGCCCAGUACGGAUGCUGCGUGGGUUCGAGAAGGUCUAUCUUGUGCCUGGGGAGGCUAAGAAAGUGUCAUUCGCGCUAAAGCGUCGGGAUGUGAGUUAUUGGGAUGUUACUAUUCAGGACUGGAUGGUACCGAAGGGUGGCAUAAAGCUCAGUGUUGGGUUCAGCUCGAAGGAUCUGAGGUCUUCGACAACCGUUCAACUGGUAAAAUAA
This is a messenger RNA of Fusarium subglutinans, 2328 nucleotides long. RefSeq names its product glycoside hydrolase superfamily. The coding region runs from base 1 to 2328 and encodes 775 amino acids. The transcript has 3 exons. NCBI's taxonomy places the organism in Eukaryota, Fungi, Ascomycota, Sordariomycetes, Hypocreales, Nectriaceae. The record is from RefSeq and is a predicted model, not a curated record. Gene Ontology annotation, biological process: glucan catabolic process. Gene Ontology annotation, molecular function: beta-glucosidase activity.